AUGUACAAAAUCCCUCAGAAACUCAAAAGUCAAUUUGGUCUUCGGCAAUGGAUAUUUGGCCGCAUCAACAGUUCCUACAUCAAUAACUUUUCGUACCCUGAGUUCAAUCCUCUGUUUCGCGCCUUCGGGAGGAACCUUGAGCUCGCCCUCGACAUGGACACACGUGCCGGUGGGCACCAGGUCAGCGAGCUUGUGAACGGAGGCGUCCACUAUGACCUGCAAGUUCUCCGGGCAGGACCCAUCGUUCAAUUCCAAAAAGGCGAAACUGCCCUUCCCCUGCUCCCGGCCAGUCUUCACCCAUCCGCCAAUGCGGACGGUCUAGCCCGCCAGCCCUGCUCCACCGUCGGGACGGUACAGGACGGAGCGGAUUGGGACCCGUUGUGA
Messenger RNA from Fraxinus pennsylvanica, 384 nucleotides. The record is from the annotation of a GenBank genome assembly. Lineage: Eukaryota; Viridiplantae; Streptophyta; Magnoliopsida; Lamiales; Oleaceae.